AUGAUGUGUCCGGCGCGCGUACGUGCCUGGACAAAGACAUCAAUCAAUUUACUAUCCUUGUUCUUAAUCAUAGGCCUCGGCAUCGACUACGACGGGACGCACUCGGCGCAGACUGACAUGUCGGUGGCCUACAGCCUGGAGGAGUACGCGGCGGCCGUGGUCGCCGCCGUCGGCCGCGUCUGCGACCGCAAGGGCGUGCAACACCCUGUCAUCUGCAGCGAGAGCGGCCGCGCGCUGGUGUCGCACCACUCGGUCCUCAUCUUCGAGGCCUUCUCCGCGACGGCGCCGACUUCCAACAUGAUGGACCCGGCCACCGCCUACCUGCUCGACGAGCUCACCGAUGACUGCCGCAGCGACUACCGCAACCUCAUGGUCUCGGCCGUGCGCGGCGACUUCGACACCUGCGGCCUGUACGCGGACCAGCUGAAGCGGCACUGCGCCGAGCAGUUCAAGGAGGGGGUCCUCGGGCUAGAGCACCUCGCCGCCGUGGACGGGCUCUGCGAGAUCGUCGCCCGCGGCAUGGGCGCGGCGGAGGGGCCGCGCAGGUACCACAUCAACCUGUCCGUGUUCACCUCGCUGCCGGACAUGUAGGCCAUCGAGCAGCUCUUCCCCAUCAUCCCCAUCCAGCGCCUCCAGGAGCGGCCCGCCGUGGACGGCGUCCUCUCGGACCUGACCUGCGACAGCGACGGCAAGGUGGACCAGUUCAUCGGCGGCAGGAGUAGCCUCCCCCUGCACGAGCUCCCCACCCACGGCACCCGCGGCUACUACCUGGGCAUGUUCCUGGGCGGCGCCUACCAGGAGGCGCUCGGCGGCUUGCACAACCUGUUCGGCGGGCCGAGCGUGGUGCGCGUCUCCCAGAGCGACGGGCCGCACUGCGAGAGAGGUUUCGUGGUCUGGAGCAGAGAGGACAAAUCCAUCUCGUGCAGGCAAACCUGCGAGAUGUAGGCCGUGUCGUUGUCUGAACUUUCAACUCGCUACGAAUUGAUCACCGAAAGAAAUGUCCGCGAUCAUCCUAUACCGCGGGUUGAUUCAGGGAAACAACAGGGGGUUUUCUGCAAAAGUGCGCGCGCUGACCGGUCCACCCACCUGGCAGCCAAUUGGCGAGCUGUGAUUGGCCAGGUACUAAAUCAUCACAUGGAGUGCAAGUUGAGAUAUGGUUUGGUCAAGUUUUGCAAGUUUGGGACUAAAUCAUCACGUCGUGUGCAAGU
This is a messenger RNA of Triticum aestivum (bread wheat), 1208 nucleotides long. RefSeq names its product arginine decarboxylase 1-like. Gene Ontology annotation, molecular function: arginine decarboxylase activity. Gene Ontology annotation, biological process: L-arginine catabolic process; spermidine biosynthetic process. The record is from RefSeq and is a predicted model, not a curated record. NCBI's taxonomy places the organism in Eukaryota, Viridiplantae, Streptophyta, Magnoliopsida, Poales, Poaceae. The transcript has a single exon. Bases 1 to 591 code for a protein of 196 amino acids.